AUGCGCCUUCCCAGUGCCGUUGCCUUGACUGCCCUGGUGGCCGGGUCGGCCGCUGCCGCCGGCUGCCCGUAUGCUGAACGGGCGAACAAUGUCGCUGCAGCUGCUGGUCCUGCUGGAUGUCCCUAUGCCAGACGCGCCGCUGCUGCAGCUGCUCAUGUCAGGGAGCUUCCUGUUAAGACACCCAGCGGGGCUAUCGAGGGCAAGAAGGGUAUUUUCUACCUAAACCGUAUCGGGCCCUCUGGAUCGCAGCUUUGGAUUGCCAAUGCGGAUGGUAGCAACGCGACAAAGCUAAUGGGCAAUCAGACCCAUGCCUUUGACUACCAUCCGUCCUGGUCUCAGGAUGGCCAGUGGAUUGUUUUCACCAGCGAGCGACGCGGUGCUGGUCAGUCUGACCUGUAUCGGGUCCGCCCUGACGGAACUGGACUCGAAGCCUUAGUGACGACGGAGAGUGCCGAAGACAUUGGCGUCCUAUCGCCGAAUGGAAAUCAGCUUGCCUACGUAUCCACCCAGGGUAACUAUACCAUGAACGUCUGGGUCAAGGACCUGAAGACGGGCAAAGCCCACAAUCUGACGGAUACUUCCCUGACGCGGUCGAGCAACAUCUACCCCACCGGUCACUUCCGACCAUCAUGGUCGCCCAACGGCGAAUGGUUGGUCUUUAGCUCGGACCGUAAUACCGACUGGACGGGCCACAGUGAGGGUGUCGGCUGGGAGCACACCCAGACCCUUGGCCUCUACGUGAUCCGACCCAACGGCACCGAUCUUCGGACUCUGGUGCGUCAGGAUGGCUACUCCUUUGGCACUCCUCAGUGGUCGCACGACGGAAAGCGUAUCACCUACAAUAACAUGACCCGUGAGAACACUUAUGGCUCGCAUGGUGUCUCUCAGCAGCAGGCCGCCGUGUCCGCUCAGAUCUAUAGUGUGGACUUUGCCACUGGCACCGAUGUGCAGGCUCACACGUCUGGUAGUUACCCCAAGGUGGGCCAGCACUAUAUUGGCAAUUCGUCCAACAUUGGGUACCUGGUGAAGGCCGGGCCCUACGAGGGCAUCAACUACACAAGCCCCGACAGAACCCACAAGGCGUUCAACCAGACCAACAUCCGCGAUCCCUGGUGGUCCCACGACGGAUCCAAGCUGGUCUAUCAGGUUUGGGACUGGACGCAGCAGGCGGCCGGCCUCAAGCUCUGGAGCUAUGACAACGACUGGGAGUACCGGUACAUGGACGUCUUCCCCCUGCACCACCCACCCACCAACCGUCUGGCUUCCACGCAAAAGGUGCUUGGCAGCGCCAACGGCUCCCUGGUGACCUCCACCCCUAUGUACACCGACGUGCACGAAGCCCUAGACUCGUACGACAUCUACAACAUCAGCAACGCCACCCAGGCUGAGUACUUGGCGGAAGGUCAGGCGGGUGCAUUCCAGCCCUCUUGGAACCCGGACGGCGACGAGCUCGUCGUCGGUUUUGGCGCAUGGUUCACCUCUCGUGCCACCAACGCCGCGACUCUCUACCGUGCCUUCGCCAACGGCACCUUCCACACCAACCUGACCGACGGCAGCCACAACGCGGGCUUCCCCUCGUGGUCCCCAGAUGGAACAGGCAUGGUCUACCGCAAAUGGAGCCUCUCCACCGGCGCCCCCGAGGGUCUGCACAUCUUCAACUUCACUACGGGCGAGACUCGCCAAUUGACACUGGGCUGGGACAACACCCCCGGCUGGUCCCCGGACGGCGAGCGCAUCGUCUUCACCCGCAACAACAACUGGACCAGCUCUUACGGCGCUCGCUGGUAUGAAGAUCGCUUCGAUAUUUACACCAUCCGACCUGACGGAUCCGAGCUCACCCGCGUGACUGACAGUCUGUCCAACGAUGCCCAUGCGGUGUGGUCCCAGGAUGGUCGCAUCAUGUGGAGCACGGGUAUGUACGGCUUCAAGGACGAGAGCGCCCUGUUCGACAACACCUUCCAGCCCUACGGCCAGAUCAUGGUCAUGAACUAUGACGGUUCCAACAAGACGCUGGUCACCGAUACCAUCUGGGAGGAUUCCAUGCCUCUGUACAUGCCUAACGAGUAUCUCGAGUAG
Molecule: messenger RNA, 2076 nt
Organism: Aspergillus homomorphus CBS 101889
Lineage: Eukaryota; Fungi; Ascomycota; Eurotiomycetes; Eurotiales; Aspergillaceae
Product: tat pathway signal sequence domain-containing protein
Exons: 3
Coding region: 1-2076 (691 amino acids)
Source: RefSeq, a predicted model, not a curated record